Colossoma macropomum (tambaqui) is the source of this 6268-nucleotide messenger RNA. It is a transcript of the gene sort1a, whose product is annotated as sortilin 1a. The transcript is spliced from 20 exons. Lineage: Eukaryota; Metazoa; Chordata; Actinopteri; Characiformes; Serrasalmidae. The record is from RefSeq and is a predicted model, not a curated record. Gene Ontology annotation, molecular function: protein binding. Gene Ontology annotation, cellular component: Golgi apparatus; membrane. Gene Ontology annotation, biological process: endocytosis; vesicle organization; Golgi to endosome transport. Bases 155 to 2605 code for a protein of 816 amino acids.
GCAUCAGUGUACACAACGGCCGACGUUCCUAGUUUAAGCGAGAUGUCUCGCGGUGCGACCGUUGGAAGCGUCGUUGAGAUGUCCAGUUCUGUCAAACUUUCAGUCAUAAGUUUAGAGUAAAUAAUUCCACCUUAUUUUGUUAUUUAACGUAAAUAUGAAAACCGUGUGCUGGUGUGUUACGGUUUUAUUGUCUUCUGUGGCGCUGUGUGCGGAUUUUGAGGACGGAGGGCGGCUCGGUUGGGGGGCGCAGGCGACGUUUGCGAAGAGCCACACAUGGAGAAACGCUCUCGGCUUUAAAGGCUCACCGCUGCCGCUGGCGGGCCACAGGAAGGUGAAAAGGAGCGAAGGGUCCGCUGGAGACUCGUGCGGCUCCCUGCAGGGCUAUGAGUCCAGGCUAAAGGACAACACACAUACUUAUGCCUUUAAUGACCUGAGCGGCUCUGUGUCUCUUGCCUGGGUUGGAGAUGGAACAGGGGUGCUGCUGGUCCUCACCACAUUUCAGGUGCCUUUCUUCAUGAUCCGCUUCGGCCAGUCCAAACUGUACCGAAGCGAAGACUAUGGAAAGUCCUUCCAGGAUGUUACGGACCUCAUCAACAACACCUUCAUCCAGACUGAGUUUGGCAUUGCCAUUGGCCCAGAGAACUCUGGGAAGGUUAUCCUCACAGGUGACGUGUCUGAAGGGAGGGGCGCACGGAUCUUCCGCUCGCUGGAUUUCGGGAAGAGUUUUAUUCCCUCUGACCUUCCCUUCCAACCUAUAAUGCAGAUUGCUUACAACCCGGAAAACAGCAGCAUACUCACUGCCAUCAGCAUCGCAUAUGACCUGUGGCUGUCUACUGAUUUUGGACACAGCUGGAAGAAGAUUCAUGACACAGUUUGUUUGGUGAAAUGGGGCAGUGCUGACACUCUGUUCUUCACUUCAAACCCCAAUGGAUCUUGCAGUGACAAGGGUAUGCUGGAACUGAGGAAGACCUUGGACUAUGGCCAAAGCUUUAAGACUAUAGGGAGCAGGAUCUACUCCUUUGGGCUGGGAGGUCGCUUUAUUUUCGCCUCAGUCAUGUCUGCCACGGGUUCAACACGUAUGAUCCAUGUGUCAGUGGAUAAGGGUGAGGUGUGGAACAUGGCCCAGCUGCCCACGGUGGGACACGAGCAGUUUUACUCCAUCCUGGCCGCCAAUGACGACAUGGUAUUCAUGCAUGUGGACGAACCUGGAGACUCAGGGAUGGGCACCAUCUACGUGUCGGAUGACCGAGGCAUCGUGUUCUCCAAGUCACUUGAGCGCCAUCUGUACACGUCCACAGGGGGCGACACUGACUUCACAAACGUCACGUCCCUUAGGGGGGUCUAUAUGACCAGUGUACUAGCUCAGGAUGGUUCUGUUCAGACCGUGGUGACGUUCGAUCAGGGGGGGAAAUGGAGACCCCUGCAGAAACCCUGGAAUGGGGAAUGUGACUCUACCACAGGGGAUCCUGACAGGUGCAGUCUCCACAUCCACGCCUCCUACAGCACCUCCAUGAUGCUCAAUGUGCCGAUGCUGCCGCUGACAGAACCCAACGCUGUCGGUCUCGUCCUUGCUCACGGCAGCGUAGGGAAUGCUGUGUCAGUGUUGUCUCCUGAUGUCUUCGUGUCUGAUGAUGGGGGAUACACGUGGUCACGGGCGCUCAAGGGACCCCACCACUAUGCCAUCCUAGACUCUGGAGGACUGCUGGUAGCCGUUGAACACACCCCUGCCCAGCCCAUCUAUCAAAUCAAGUUCUCCACAGACGAGGGCCAGUGUUGGCACGUGUUUAACUUCACAGAUGAACCGAUAUACUUUACGGGAUUGGCGUCUGAGCCUGGGGCUCGGUCCAUGAACGUCAGCCUAUGGGGUUACAGGGAGUCUAUGCUAAGUCAGUACUGGGUGUCCGUCACCAUCGACUUCAGGCAGCUUUUCUCCAGGGACUGUGGUGAGGAGGAUUACGUGCAGUGGCUGGCCCACUCUGAUGACACCAGCGACCCGGCUGACGGCUGCUUGCUGGGAUACAAAGAGAAGUUUCUGCGGUUACGGAAAGACUCCGUGUGCUGGAACGGACGUGAUUAUGUAAUCACCAAGCAGCCCACGCCGUGUCUGUGCACGCUGAAUGACUUCCAGUGUGACUUUGGAUUCUACCGUGCGGAAAACAGCUCUGAAUGUGUGGAACAGCCAGACCUGAAGGGCCACACGCUUGAGUUCUGUCUGCAUGGCCGCAAGGAGCAGCUGCAGACCAGCGGUUACAGGAAGAUCCCAGGGGACCGGUGUGAGGGAGGCACCAUGCCGGAGAGGCGGGUGAUCGACCUAAGCAAGAAGUGUGUCAGUAACCUGCUGAGACCAGAGCUGCUGUCGGAGGCUCAUUCCGGCAGCUCGGCUCCAGUAAUAGCUGUAGUCAUCAUUGUUCUGCUGAUCAGUGCGGUGGCCGGGGUUCUGCUCAUCAAGAAGUACGUCUGCGGAGGAAGGUUCCUGGUUCACCGCUACUCAGAGAUGCAGAGGCACGUUGAGGCUAAUGGCAUUGAGGGAGUGGACGACCUGGACACCACAGAGGCAGGGAAGACGCAUUAUAAUGACGACUCUGAUGAGGAUCUCCUGGCCUAAAAUCGAGCAGGAAACUGUCAGGUAGAAUCCUAACUCUUACUAGAGACUAACCGGGAUGCCUACCCUUCCAGUGCCCUGCACCGGCCCCUCUGUGUCAUCAUUAAUGUUACAUUUCUUGCCUUCAGUGUUUUUUUUCCCCUCUUCUACUGUCUACAUUCCCUGAGUGGUAGCAGUUAAACCCUGGCCUACUCAGCUUCCUGCAUAAGUUCACCAAAGCUCUGGGGCUAAAAAAAAAAAAAACUGGACCGCUUUUCCGGAGGACUGGGAAAUGAAAGGAUAGACAUUUCCCAGUGGGUCAGAUCCAGCCACUGGACAGGAGCUCAGAGUUCUUGGCAGUAUUUUUGUCUUGACAGUUUGAUUUUUUUUAUUUUUUAUUAUAUGCCUGUUUUUUUUUUCUCCCCGUGUUUCAUCUUUUGCAGGUGUGACACAGAUGACUUGACUUGGUGGUUGUGGUUGUGGUUUGUGUGCAUUGGAAUCAUCAGUUGUAUAGCAGCAACUUCAGAUUUUCUAGCACCUUUUGGUUCUCCUAUAUUCCUUAAGACACGAGGACUGGAUUUUCAGUCACAAAUUAGUCUUAGUUUCACAAUAAAGGAAUUUUCGAUGGACAAUCUCCAUUAAUAGUCUUUAGUCUGACUUGAUCUGUAUCCAGACAAACAGGCUAUAAACGAUGCUAAUUUAAAUACUAGUGACGGGUACAAAUAAUCAGAUGGUGGUACUUAUGAAAUUGAAACAGUUACUGCAAUAAGAAGACCAAAUAAAACAACCUGCUUUCUAGCAUUGUGGUCUUAAACUUGAGAGCUUACUCUUUUUGUUUUAUGACAAUUUCUAUGUUAAACUGAACCUUUUUGAUUGCUUCUCGCCAAAUCAAGUGUUAGUAUAGGGCAAUAACAGUUCCGAAGACAAAGUAAAAGUACAAGGAACAUUCGCCAUUCGUGCCUUGCUGUUUGUAAAAAGGCUUAACAGUUUACGGUACUGUGCUGUAAAUAGAAGCAUCUUUCUUAGCCUAGAAAGGAUGCACUGUUUAGCAGUUUGGCUAAAAUCAACUGAUCUGAUGAUGAAACUGCAGUCUUGCUUUGAGAGAUAGAACAUGUAUGUAUGUUCUUUAAUAGAGUUGUGCUUUUUUAUGUUACUUUUCAUUUCUUAGUUCCCUGUCCUAUUACUUAAUAGAGCUCUGAAGUCAUGAGUCAUUCUGUAAUCUGGGUCUUGCCCACAUUAGCAACUCCAGGUCUUAGUAGUUUUUCCCAAUGGGGGAAAUGAAUGCUGUUUUCAAAGAUCGCUGGCCUUUCACUCUGUGAAUGUAAGACUGCUAUUAAACCUCCAACUAUAAUAUACACCGAUAAGCCAAAACAGGACAAUGUAAUAAUGACGCAUGUCGAGGUCUGGGACUUAAUCAAGUGUAAACAAACAGUCAGUUAUCAUAGAUGAUGUGCUGGAUGUUGGCGUGAAGACCUAAGCAAGACCAGAUCAUUACGGCCAGAUGACUGGGUCGUAGUGGUGGGCUUGUGUGGUGAGUACCUACCGGCUGUGGUCCGAGGAGGGACAAAGCACAAACCAGCGACUACAACAAGGGCUAUCCUGUCUGAUCUACACCGACAGAAGAGUUACUGUGGUCACAGAUUUUUUUUUUUUACCAGUUUUCUCCACAAUUUAGUCAUAUCCAAUUCCACCCACUAGUUAGGACCCCCAAUCACAUGAUACUACCAGCACUUCCACCGAGACCUAUGAAGCACCACCGCUAACCCGUCAUUGGACAGCUGAACACGCUCGGAGGAAAGCGCCAACUGCCAGAUCUAACAGACGCCUACACUGACUAGCAUCACGAUGAGUGAUGUGGGGGAAGAAGGGGGGCCAUCCUACCCACCCAGAGAGAGUAAGGCCAAUUGUGCUCCCUUGGGCUUCCGGCCACGGAUGGCUAUAGCAUCACCAGGGAUCGAACUUGCGUUCUUGCAGCGAUAGGGCCAACGCUUAAGACGGUUGAGCCACUCGUGAGCCUGCUGCGGUCUGAGUGUCCAUUUUAACUCUUGUCCGCCAUAGCCAGCACAUACAGUGGGCACAUGAAUGUCAGAACUGGACCUUGGAGCCUAGUUCGAUUCCCAAGUCCCAUUUUCUUUUACAUUACUUAGACGGCCGGGUACAUGUGCAGCGUUCAUCUGGGGAAGUGAUGGCACCAGGAUAUACUGCGGAAAGAAGACAAGCUGGUGGAGGGAGUAUGACGCUCUGGGCAAUGACUGCUUGUCCAGGCAUUUAUGUGGACCUCAGUUCGACUAAUGCCACCAGGAGGACAAGGUACUCUCCAUAUACAACACGGCACCUUCGGAGGUCAUACCUCUGCGAGUUGGGGCUGUUUUGAUGGCAGGUGGUCAUGUUUUGGCUCAUCUGUGUAUAAACCCUAAUCGCCAAAGUAACUUUACCACACUUGACAAACUUUGCUGAUAUGCGUGUUAGAUUAUGGUGAGUUUGGGAAUAUUGUGAUGCAGUAGUGGUAGCUUAUAUGUAGCAAUACUUGUAUUUUGACUACUCAACCUCACCGUUCAGAGAACCCAGAGGAGAGAAAUGUAUGAAGGCCAAAGCUUUGGAACAUUUUUGCCCACUGGAAGGUGCAACAGUACCAGUUUUUGAAAAUGUCAUUCAUUUUUCCCAUAGAGAAAUCUGCUUAGACCCAGAGUUCCUAAUAAGGGCGUGAAAUGACGAAACAACUUCAGAGGUCUCUGAGGGACAUAGUGCGCCUGCACUGCAGUUCUUCACUGAUGAUCCAGCACACUUAUCGUACUUAAAAUAAGCUGAGAUUUGCUGAGAAAUUGUGCACUGAAAAAAAAAAAAGCUCCUGAUAGUAUGAUUGCAGGUUUUGGGAUCAUCGUGUGGUGACUGAUAACAGCUACAGGUUAAGAUUACAUUACAAUACAGAAUAACGGGUUAAGGAAAGCAAGACUUCAGUUCCCACAGCCCUACUAUAUUUUUAUUACACAAAGUCUAAUGGGAGAGAAGAUGCAUCAUUAAUUAUGAUCAUGCUAAUAAUAAUAGCAAUAGGUACAUUUUAGAUGAUGACUGUUUAAUCUUAACAUCAUUUAGUGUGUUUUGCAGUAUUGCAGAACAUCCCAGUGUAUUAUAAUUUGCUGGUUAAAUUGAAACCUGGUUAAGUUGUUUUACCUUUUAAGUUUUCAUGGCAAUAAAACGUUACAAAAGACCAAUUUAAUAAUACAAGGGCUGAAUGCCUUUGAAUUUGACACUUCUGCCAGAACUUUUCAAAGGACAUGCUGAACAUGAUGUGAACACAGUAUUCCUUAUGCACACCCUUACAAAUACAUACCUCAGGGGCCCUUAUACUCCCGUUAGUUACGUCAAAAUGUGAUGGGGAAAAGCUAGAGGGUUUAAGUGGUUGAUUGCUGGAUCUUUUUGGCUUUACUAAAACCAGCUAUAAUGCUUUGUAUGACAGCGUAGAGGUACUGGGAUGCAAAAAGAACAAUCGACAGCAUCCAGCUUUUGAAUGUAAAGGGAGUCGGAGUGAAUAGCAACAUUGUUUCCAAUGCUGUAAAUAAAAUGUUAACAGUAAGCUACUACUGUCCGUUACUACAUUUCAUAUGUUGACGCCGUUUGAGUUAGCAUAUUAAGUGUAGUUGUUCGUCCUCACUUGUUUUUCAAUCAGAAUAAAAACGUUUUAUCCAG